CUGGGGUGGAAGGGGCGGGAGUGGCCCUGGCUGAGCCAGUACGAGGCUCUGCCUUUCCCACCCCAGAGCCAUGGGGAGCCAGGGUCCUGGUGGGCCGCCCCUGGUGCAGGUUCCCUACUCGGUUCUGCUGCUGCCACUGGAAACAAGCCGCCAAGACUCAGGAGCCCAGAGCUUCUUCCUUUGGUUGGAGAGGAUGCAGGCCCUGGAGAGAAAACAGGACGCCCUGUGGCAGGGGCUGGAGCUACUGGAGCAAAGCCAUGCCUGGUUCGAAGACCACCUAAGGGAAGCACAGCGUCAGCAGCUGCAUCUGGGGGCCCUGGGGGAGAAUUUUCUAACAGAUUUGCACUCAGAUUCUGGUGGCCCUCAGUUAACCCAGAUUCAAAAAAUGAACAUGUGUUUGCAGAAUCUGAUUCGGAAGAUCUCUCCAAAUCCAUUAAACAAGGCUAGCUCCCAGGCUACCCAGUACCAGAAGGAAAAGUCAAAGCAGCAGAAUUUGUGGCAGCAACAGGUAAACUGGGGUGGUGGGAGCCCUGGCCCACGGGGCAUGGGAUACACGAUGUGCAGUCUGUUUCUCUCCUCUUCUCCAGGCGUUGUCAAGGAAGCAGAAAGGAGUCAUCCAGCCCAAGGGGGAGAUAGCUGGGCCAGGCGGCUCCCAGGGGUGGAGGGGCCCUACCCUCGUGUGAACCUCCUCCACUCCUGCCCCUCGGAAGAAGGCGGCAUCAGGACCUUCUCUUCUUGUUCUUGUCUUACUCCACAGCUUGAUGGCUCCGGGAUGUGUUACAAUUAAAUUCAAUUUUAAAUCUA
Messenger RNA from Dipodomys spectabilis (banner-tailed kangaroo rat), 804 nucleotides. RefSeq names its product suppressor APC domain containing 1 (gene Sapcd1). The transcript is spliced from 4 exons. The coding region runs from base 71 to 787 and encodes 238 amino acids. The record is from RefSeq and is a predicted model, not a curated record. NCBI's taxonomy places the organism in Eukaryota, Metazoa, Chordata, Mammalia, Rodentia, Heteromyidae.